CGUCUCCGGCGCCGGAUGGAGGACGAGGACGAGGAGGCGCGGGCGCUGCUGGCGGGUGGUCCCGACGAGGCCGGCGGAGCGGUCCCCGCGGCCGCCAGGGCGCUGCCGGCCCUCUGCGACCCCAGCCGCUUGGCGCACCGGCUCCUAGUGCUGUCGCUGAUGUGCUUCCUGGGCUUCGGUAGCUAUUUUUGCUACGAUAAUCCUGCUGCCCUUCAGACUCAGAUCCAACGGGAUAUGCAGGUGAAUACCACGAAGUUCAUGCUGCUCUAUGCCUGGUAUUCUUGGCCCAAUGUAGUUCUGUGUUUCUUUGGUGGCUUUUUGAUAGACCGAGUAUUUGGAAUACGAUGGGGCACCAUUAUUUUUAGCUGCUUUGUUUGCAUUGGACAGGUGGUUUUUGCUCUGGGUGGAAUAUUUAAUGCCUUUUGGCUGAUGGAAUUUGGAAGGUUUAUAUUUGGAACUGGCGGGGAGUCCUUAGCAGUGGCCCAGAACACCUACGCUGUGAGUUGGUUUAAAGGCAAAGAAUUAAACCUGGUGUUUGGACUCCAGCUUAGCAUGGCCAGAAUUGGAAGUACGGUCAACAUGAACCUCAUGGGAUGGCUGUAUUCCAAGGUGGAAGCUUCGCUGGGCUCUGCCGGUCACACAACCCUUGGAGUCACACUUAUGAUCGGAGGCGUAACGUGUAUUCUUUCACUAAUCUGUGCCUUGGCCCUUGCUUACUUGGAUCAGAGAGCAGAAAGAAUCCUUCAUAAAGAGCAAGGAAAAACAGGUGAAGUUAUUAAGCUCACUGACGUGAAAGACUUCUCUUUACCCCUGUGGCUCAUAUUUAUCAUCUGCGUCUCCUACUAUGUGGUGGUGUUUCCUUUUAUUGGACUCGGGAAAGUUUUCUUUAUGGAGAAAUUCAAAUUUUCCUCCCAGGCAGCAAGUGCAAUUAACAGUGUGGUAUAUGUCAUAUCUGCUCCCCUGUCCCCAGUAUUUGGGCUUCUGGUGGACAAAACAGGAAAGAACAUCAUCUGGGUUCUGUGUGCGGUGGCGACCACCUUUGUUUCCCACGUGAUGCUGGCCUUUACGCUGUGGAACCCCUGGAUUGCUAUGUGUCUCAUGGGUGUCUCCUAUUCGUUGCUCGCCUGUGCAUUAUGGCCAAUGGUGGCUUACGUAGUUCCUGAACACCAGCUGGGGACUGCGUAUGGCUUCAUGCAGUCCAUUCAGAACCUGGGACUGGCGAUUGUUUCCAUCAUUGCUGGCGUCAUAUUAGAUACCCGGGGAUAUUUAUUUUUAGAAGUUUUCUUCAUUGCCUGUGUUUCUGUGUCACUUUUAUCUGUGGUCUUACUCUAUCUGGUGAAUCGUGCACGAGGUGGGAACCUAAAUUAUUCUGCAAAACAAAGGGAAGAAAUGAAACUUUCCCAUACUGAAUGAGAAGUUUAAAUGACAUGAGAAGUGGCCGCACACACCACUGGCUUGAAAACCUCCAUUGCUCUUUUAUUUAGAACUUAGUGGUUAGGGAGGAUAAUGGACUGGAAAGACAUUGUAUAUGUAUUUCUGAUGCACCUUUUCCAGAGUACGUUUGUGGGACUGUUAUGGCCUGUUCCCUUUGUACUGUGUGUCCCUGAGGAAUUCUGUUCUAAGAAUGGGCUGAUCAACAGUGGACGGUCAGAAACUUGCUCCGGGGCAUCCAGGUGGAUCCAGUAAGGACAGUAAAUAAUGGAAAACAUUGACUUUGAGAUAAUUUUCACUAAGUGUGUCUUAGGGAAUGGCCUAUUUUUUUUUAAUUUUAAAGCAAAAAAAAUCUGGGGGGUUAUGAAGGGCUCUUUUAUACAGAAUUAAAGCAUGACCUUGAGACUUCUUAUCCUGUUACGUUUGUAGAAGAUACUUUUAUGUGGGGAAGUACCCUCGUAGUCACAAACAGCAGGUCCUGUUCUGCUUCUUUGCUUGUGGGAGGUCGCUGAGCAGUGACCGUUUGAGCUUUGUUACCUCUGUUACUGGGGACCCUAAACACGUUGGAACAUAAUUUUGUGGUACAAACUUUUUUCCAAUUUUUUUUUUGUUAUAAUCUAAUUACGGAAAAGUGUCCUUCAAAUUAUGAUGAUGAUUGCGUAUCUACAUGGAUAAAUAAAACUAUUAUAAAAGGGAAAGUUGAUGUCUACUAACUUUUGUUUUUUAAAAAUAUUAAAUGCUGAUUUUGCUCUUUCUUCAUAUGGAAGAUCAUCUUUCUUACGGAAACCUAAAUUGGAAUAAAGAAAAUUUGUGUAAUUAUCAUCAGUAAUAUUAUGAAGUAGCUUUUAUUGAAGUCGAGAAACUUUUUUGUUUUGCUGUCUGUGGGCGUGAAGAUACUGCAGACAAUCAAAUUAAGCUGACAUACUUAACUAAUUACACUGUUUAAAACAAAUGGUCUAACAUUGUAUGCUUAUUCCGGAACAGAAUGUAAGCACACUCCUACUGGAAGAUCCCCUGAAACUGUGACCCACAGAUGCUUUGUUAACCCAGAGCUGAAACCAUUCCCGAAGCCCACUCUUCAGACAAAGAUUAGACAGGUCCAUAAAACAAAAAGUACACACGAGGAAUGUGCUUCUUAGUUCACUCAGAUACACGAGACCAAGUGGGUGGCCCCUGUCCAAAAGCAGGAUGAGAAGGCAGGAAGGAACGGGAGCUGCUUGAAUGGACACAGGGAACCCGGGGUGGAAAGGGGGAGUGUGCUGUCACAUUGUGGGCAUUGCACCCAGUGUCACAAAACAACAUGCUUACAUGUUUUUUUUAAUGAGACAUUAACUUGAGCUGUAAACCUUCACUUAAAUCACAAUAGAAGUUUCCAAAUUGAAAACAAAACAAAAAAAAUGAAAGUGCACCCCUUUACAGGGUGAGUUGAUUUACACCCCUUUGUUUUGAUGUAGGGCUUAUUACUUUCCUUACUCAGUUGUUAGGCCUUCAGGCUCUGCCCUGUGCCUGUUCUAGCAGGUAAGGGUGACCAUCGGCCUCCUGGGUGGGUGACGGUGAGGUGCUGGAGGCCUGGCGCCCUCUGGCCUCUGACUGACUCUCCAGGACACUGUGCUGCAGCCACAAGGGGUUUUCCACAUUUCUUCAAAGGGGCCAUGUUCCUUCUCUUCUAGGGGGUUUUGUCCACGCUGUUCCCUUUGCUGAGAAUGUUUUCUUCGGGGUGCACUGUGGUCUUGUACUAGAUUUAUAGCAGAAAACUGUAGCUUCCAGCCUGGAAUUGUUCUUCCUUGUGGAAACUGUUCGAGACUCUUUGGGCCAAAUCAACUUCUGAAAUUCCUGUGGUCUUCCAAACUUUGUUCUUUUUCUUAGCUUACCUCAGCUUAUAAUGAAGAAUUUGUGAUUGUGUGUAUGUGUUUGUGUCCAAUGGCUGUUUCUCUCUGUCUCCUCCUUUGACUGUAAGCCCCAGGAGGGCAGGCAUGUGUCUGUUUUCUUAACAGUGACUAUAUCUAUAGUGUGUAGCCUAAAGUAGGCACAAAUGUUUAUUGAGUGUUGCGUGAAUGAAAGGAGAGUAAAGUGGAGUAAGCUUUUGGAGUAUAAAUUGGCAGUGUGAAUGAAAGACCUGGAAGGGGAAGAUGGUGGGCUGCAUACCUUUUGGCAUGGUAAUCCCAUUUCUGAUCAUUUAUCCUAAGGAAACAUAUGGUAGCAUGUGUAUGUAUUUUUAAAAAGUAUCUUUAUUACAAGAUUGUGUGUAAUGGAGUAAAAUAGGAAACAACCCAGAUUUAUGAAGACUGGUUAAGUUCAUCAGUCACAGCCUUAAAACGAAAUGCUGAGCAGUCACUGAAUGGUUUUGUUGGAGACCGCAGAAUGCUGUCAGUGGUACUUCGACGAAAGCGAACACAAACAUGUCUGAAGGAUCUGCACACGACUGACCUGGGUGAUGACUUUUUGGGGGCUUACUUAUAUUUUCUAAUUUUUCAACAAUACUUAAUUUGUAAUAAAAUUUAAAUAAAGUUGAGAAAGCACAAAGAACGAAAUG
Loxodonta africana (African savanna elephant) is the source of this 3964-nucleotide messenger RNA. It is a transcript of the gene MFSD1, whose product is annotated as major facilitator superfamily domain containing 1. Gene Ontology annotation, molecular function: transmembrane transporter activity. Lineage: Eukaryota; Metazoa; Chordata; Mammalia; Proboscidea; Elephantidae. The record is from RefSeq and is a predicted model, not a curated record. The transcript has 16 exons. The coding region runs from base 16 to 1413 and encodes 465 amino acids. Gene Ontology annotation, biological process: transmembrane transport. Gene Ontology annotation, cellular component: lysosome.